Rhinolophus ferrumequinum (greater horseshoe bat) is the source of this 1432-nucleotide messenger RNA. RefSeq names its product dynein cytoplasmic 2 light intermediate chain 1 (gene DYNC2LI1). The transcript has 13 exons. Gene Ontology annotation, cellular component: cytoplasmic dynein complex; ciliary basal body; axoneme. Lineage: Eukaryota; Metazoa; Chordata; Mammalia; Chiroptera; Rhinolophidae. Gene Ontology annotation, molecular function: dynein heavy chain binding. Gene Ontology annotation, biological process: intraciliary transport involved in cilium assembly; intraciliary retrograde transport. The record is from RefSeq and is a predicted model, not a curated record. The coding region runs from base 121 to 1176 and encodes 351 amino acids.
CUGAGACGUCGCUCCUAUGGCAACCAAAGAGCCUGCACUCCCAGGCCCAUCUUGGAGCUUGCGGUCUGAUUCUAAACUGGGCCCUACGCAGAGCCUCCUCCACUGGGCAGCCAGACUACGAUGCCCAGUGAAACUCUCUGGGAAAUUGCAAAAGCUGAAGUGGAAAAACGGGAACGUAAUGGAAGUGAAGGUGAUGGAGUUGAAAUUGGAGAAAAAUCUGUUUUCUUCAUUGGCAGUAAAAAUGGGGGAAAGACUACUAUUAUUCUAAGGUGUCUUGACAGGGAUGAGCCACCAAAACCGACCUUAGCUUUGGAAUAUACGUACGGAAGAAGAGCAAAAGGGCAUAACAGACCAAAAGAUAUUGCUCACUUAUGGGAACUAGGUGGAGGAACCUCCUUAUUGGACUUAAUCAGCAUACCAAUCACAGGUGACACCUUAAGGACAUUUUCUGUUGUUCUUGUUUUGGAUCUUUCAAAACCUAAUGACCUUUGGUCCACCAUGGAAAAUCUGUUGCAAGCCACAAAAAGCCAUGUAGAUAAACUGAUAAUGAAACUGGGAAAGAUAAAUUCUAAAGCAGCUUCUGAAAUGAGACAGAAGAUGUGGAGUAAUAUGCAGAAGGACCAUCCGGAUCGUGAAUUAAUUGACCCAUUUCCAAUACCUCUGGUCAUCAUUGGAAGUAAAUAUGAUAUUUUUCAGGAUUUCGACUCUGAGAAGAGAAAGGUAAUAUGCAAGACACUUCGAUUUGUUGCACAUUAUUACGGAGCCUCGUUAAUGUUUACCAGUAAAUCAGAAGCUCUGUUACUGAAAAUACGGGGAGUUAUCAACCAGUUGGCUUUUGGCAUUGACAAAAGCAAAUCAAUAUGUGUGGAUCAGAAUAAACCGCUGUUUAUCACAGCAGGAUUGGAUUCUUUAAGUCAUAUAGGAUCUCCUCCUGUUCCUGAUAAUGACAUUGGAAAGCUUCAUGCCCAGUCACCAAUAGAUUUAUGGAAAAAAGUGUAUGAAAAGCUCUUUCCACCAAAGAGUAUCAACACACUAAAAGAUAUCAAGGACCCCGCAAAAGACCCUCAGUAUGCUGAAAGUGAAGUUGAUGAAAUGAGAAUUCAGAAGGAUCAGGAACUGGAACAGUACAAAAGAAGUUCUUCCAAGUCUUGGAAACAAAUUGAGCUGGAUUCUUGAACCUAAUUCAACUAUAGUGUGUUUAUUUCUUCUUUCUCAAAUACAAGUAAGAUUAUUUUAUUAAUAUUAGCUGAUUAAUAAAUUAGAUAUUAUGGUAAUAAAUGAAGAAAGUUAAGAUGUGUAAUUUGUUCAAGGAAAAAUGAAUUUAUUGCAUUAGUGCCACCCCUGGUUAUUUUUAAGUCAUUUAGAGAGGAAAAAAUUUGUGUAACUGUAUAACAUUUUUUAAAAUAAAAAGAAUCUUCUACUAUCUUUCUCU